Taeniopygia guttata (zebra finch) is the source of this 3317-nucleotide messenger RNA. RefSeq names its product RNA pseudouridine synthase domain containing 1 (gene RPUSD1). Gene Ontology annotation, biological process: enzyme-directed rRNA pseudouridine synthesis. The record is from RefSeq and is a predicted model, not a curated record. Lineage: Eukaryota; Metazoa; Chordata; Aves; Passeriformes; Estrildidae. Gene Ontology annotation, molecular function: pseudouridine synthase activity; RNA binding.
GACGCGGUGUGAGCGCUGCCGGCGGGCGCUGCGGGAGCGCGGACGGGGGCGGUUCCCCCGGCCGGGGCUGGGUCCGGGUCCGGGUCCGGGUCCGGGUCCGGGUCCGGGUCCGGGUCCCGGUCCGAGUCCGGGUCCGCUCCGCCCUGCCCGGGUCCUCCCCGCCGUGCGAGUCCCCGCCCCGCGUCCCCUGUCCCCUCCCCUCCGUCCCGUGCCCUGCGGCGGAGCCGCCGCACUCGCGGCCGAGCUGCAGCGGGGCGAGGCCGGUGGCCGCCGCCGGGAUGGGCAGAGGCGGCACGGCGCGGCUGCGGGGCCCCCACGCGUGACAGCGCGGCGGGGAUGGGCCUCCCACGCGCGGCGGGACUGCGCCGUGACACGGGCGCGGCAGCGCUGCUGUAGCAUCCGCACCGCUGCGGGACAGGCGGGGUGACAGCGGCGUGGCGCUGGUGGCUCGGCAGCACCGGGCCAUGGAGCCGGGCACCAUCGACAACCUGUCCAUCCUGUACCAGAGCUCCGACUUCAUCGUGGUCAACAAGCACUGGGACCUGCGCAUCGACAGCAAGAUGUGGUACGAGACGCUGACCCUGCAGAGUCAGCUCAAGCACCGCUUCCCCGAGCUGGCCGACCCCGACACCUACUACGGCUUCAGGUUCUGCCACCAGCUGGAUUUCUCCACCAGCGGGGCCCUGUGUGUGGCACUCAACAAAGCGGCGGCGGGAAGUGCCUACAAGUGCUUCAAGGAGCGUCUGGUGACCAAAGCCUACCUGGCACUGGUGAGGGGCCACGUCAGCCAGAGCCGGAUGACGAUCCGCUACGCCAUCGGGAAGAACACCACGGAGGGCAUGACCCACAUGAUGUGCAUCGAGGGCACCGAGGGCUGUGAGAAUCCCAAGCCGUGCCAGUCAGAGCUGGUGGUGCUGGAACACGGAUCCUACAGCGGAGACCCCGUCACCAAAGUGCUGCUGCAGCCACUGACAGGGAGGACUCACCAGCUCCGGGUUCACUGCAGCGCCAUCGGCCACCCCAUCGUGGGGGACUUCACCUACAGCCAGCGGCAGGACAGCAAUCCCUACAGGAUGAUGCUCCACGCCUACUACCUGCGCAUUCCCACCGGCUCGGAGCUGAUCGAGGUGUGCGCGCCCGACCCCUUCCUCACCGCCAUGGACAGCAACUGGGUGCCCCAGCAGGUCACCCGGCGGCUGGAGGAUGUCAUCCAGGAGCUGAAGGACAAGGGGACGCAGAAGGAGGAGGAGGAGGAGGAGGAGGAGAGGCGGGAAGCUGGCAGAGAGGAGGGAGCAGGGGGUGAAGGCAGGAGGGAGGAGACGGAGGAGCAGCGGGCGCGGUGCGAGCAGUGGUUGGCCGAGUGGGCUCUGGAGUGAGCACUGAGCACAUCCCUGCUUUUCCUGCUCCAGCCUUGUCCCAGCGGGUCCCCACGGAGCCCAGCGCUGCCUCCACACCUGCACUCCCUCUAUGGCUUCCCUCGCUCUCGGGGCUGGCACCAGGUGGAUUUUAGGAGUGGUUGAGGUGGGGUUGUUUUGUAAUGUCCAUCAUCCAUCUGGCCACGGGAUGUCCUUUUCCCAAUCCUGGGCCUCAGCAGUGGAGUCGGUGUCACAUUCCAGCUUAGAGUGACCCCAAAGCUUUCUGUCCCUGUCCUGGGGCUCGGGCACAGCCAUGGACAUUCCCACAACCUCUCCACGCUUGGAUGCAGAAUUGCAGCCCAGCACAGGGAGGGGAGAACGUGCUGGUGCAGCUCCAGUGUCCCUGUCCCCCAUUCCCAUUCCCUCACUCCAGCUGCUGCGUUGUGUGGGAAAUGGGAGAUUGAGGUCUGGAGCACAUUCUGGGGGCACUGAUAAUCCCCCAGUCCUGGGGUGUCCUGUGAAACUGGACUGGGAUGGGCAUGGAAGGGUCCCUGCCCCUCGCCCCCUCCCUCCCUCAGCCCACCUGGGCGGUUUUUUAAGGUUUGGUGAAGGUGAAGAAGUUGAUACCAAUGGAUUUUAAACUUUUUUUCAAUUUUCUAGGAAGAGAUUCUAGUCUUUUAGGGUUUGUAAAAUACGGGUGGUCUCAGGAAUGAGGUAUUUUUAGUACUUCUGUGGUCAGAGAGCCAGCAGCCCAAAGCUUUUUUAAAUGGAUUUUAUUAUUUCUUCUACUAGCACUGCCUUUCCUGCUUUUGUCCCUGCUGAGACAGGUCAGAGGACACAAGUCCCUUUCUGCUCACCCACAUGAGGAGGGAUCAGUGUCCUGUGUAGGUCCCAUGGGGUGGCUCCUGCCUGGCAGGUUUCCAGAGGGUCCUGCAGGCAGGUCCUUCAGCUGGGCAGUUUGGGAAAGCUCUGGAAGAGCAGGAAAAAGAUAAAGGUGAAAGAAGGGCUGAGAACUGAUGGAAAGAACAGGCAGGAGCUCACCUUUGACAUAUGCCAAGAAAUUUCCUUGGAAGUGCCCUGGCUUUGCUGGUCAUCCUGCUUCGCUUUCCCCUUCCCUGCUCAUCCUCUGCAGCCCUUGGAGCACAUUUGGAAAUGAGAACAGGACAGCUGGGGAAGGACAUUGGAGCCACACAGCCCCAUCCCAGGGCUUUUCAAGGACCAUGUCAGCACAUGCCGAGAGUUGUCACCUCACCAGCCCCAUCCCAUUGAAAACACACCUGAUGGGAUUCACACAGUUGAUAUUCCCACCCCAAAGGAGAAUUAAAACGUCACAGCCCUCUCCUCGUGGAUAAACACACCCUGCAAUCACCAAAAGGCUGGGAGGGGAAGAAUUGGAUCAACCUGUCCCAUGUGUCCCUCUCUGGUGUGGCUUGGUGCCACUGCUGCAGGGUGGGGAUGGCCUGAGGUGCCAGCCCUGGGCACCGAGCGGGCAGGAUGGGCUCGGGGCUGGUGCCAGGGGCUGGGCAGCUGGGAAGGAACACAGGGAACCAGUUUGCCAAAGAUUCGAGGGGUGACUUGUCCAGGAGGUGCUGGAAAGUGACAGCGGGCAUUCACACAUCACAGAGGGAACCCAGCCUUGUCCCUGCUGGGGACACGGCCGGGAUGAGGGCUGGGGACAUGGGGACACAUGGAUGGGGCUGGCACCACCCCGAGCCUGCUGUGUUUGUGUCAAACAGCCCCCACACCCUGCCCCAGCCUUUGCCUGCUGCUUUUCCCCAGUGCCACAGAAAAAAGGGAAUUUCCCUUACCCUGCAGAAGGAGUUUUCCAGGGCAAUGUCCCCAUCCUGUCCCCAUCCUGUCCCUCCUGCGGUGCCCUGGGGUUGUGCUGUGGCUCUGAUGUCCCCUGCACUCCGCAGUUGCAGUUUUGGUGUUUUUGCUGUAUUAAACGUGUCUCUGUCCUUC